AAUUAUCACUAUAUUUUUGGUCAUUGUCCUUGCAACAUACUACGGUAACAUUUUUUUUAAAUCUACACCGUCUUUUCUUAAAGUAAUAAGGAUGAGUUCUGACGAAGAAAAAGGGGAUUCUGGAAAUUCAUUGUUUAUGAGAGCAUCAGAUCGCUACCCUAGAACUCCAAAAUGUGCAAGAUGUCGUAAUCAUGGUGUUGUUUCCGCCUUGAAAGGACAUAAACGAUAUUGCAGAUGGCGGGAUUGUGUCUGUGCAAAAUGUACUUUAAUAGCCGAACGACAGAGAGUAAUGGCUGCCCAGGUGGCUUUAAGAAGACAGCAAGCUCAAGAAGAAAAUGAAGCUAGGGAACUAGGGAUGUUGUACGGACCAACUGGACUGCUACAAUUAAACCCAGAGACAGUUACUAUGUUUCCUGAUGCAAAGAAAUUCCAGUCACCUAUCAGUACAGAAGAAACACCCGCUAAACGACAACGACUUGAUAAAGACACAGAGCAUUCUCCAGGAGGAAAUUCUCCUUCGUCUUCUCCGGAUAUUAACGAAUCAUCACGAUCAUCACCCGGAAACUAUCGACAUUCUCCUGCACCUUCACCGAAAUCAUACGAAACACCAAGCCCAACAGCUGAGUCUGCAUUUCGCAAAUCAAAUGAAGAAAUUAACAAUCUAAACUCACUAAAUAUGUUAUGUCGUAUAUUUCCACACAUGAAGCGUAGUGUUUUGCAGCUGAUCUUACAAGGAUGUGGCGGGAAUAUGGUACAAUCAAUUGAACAAGUAUUGAGUAAUCAUUGUUCGGAACAAACUGACAGUGCAAUACAUGCACCAAAUCCCUUAAUGUCGCCGUUAUCAUCAUCAUUAGCCGGUACAAACUUUAAAUCUGCAUUUUCACCUAUUUCAACGCUGGCUAACGCCGCAUCUCUAAAUGCCAUGAGAUAUGCGUGGGGAGGAAUAGGCGGUAGAGGUCUUGCAUUAGCUAUGCCAUAUCCACCAAUGUUACCAGGCUUAAGUGUCGGUGCUAAUUAUUCAAGCUUUGAAGGACUUUCAAGCAACGGAACAAAGCCAUUCCAUUAUAGCAUGUAUCCUUGCUGUCCAACAAAACCAUUUCCUCAAUCAUCAACAGACAAAUCAAACUGUCUUACCGAUUAAACAGUAUAUUUAACAUGGUGCUGUGAAUGCUUUCACUCCACAGAAUAAUGGUGCAAUAACUGAAUGCUCAAAUAUGUACAUAAACGGUUUUGAAUGGUGGGAUGUUGUUAAAAAAAUGGUUAAGCUAUAUACAUGUAUAUAUAUUGUUUGUCACGUCACGUUAAUAUGUGUAUACAUCACAAAAUGUGUGUUCCAGUUAUUUGUUGCAUAUAGCUUUGUCACAGAUAUUGUAGUUAUGUAGAUAUUUGUUGCCAAUUAAAUUAUUUUUCUGAAUUU
Molecule: messenger RNA, 1417 nt
Organism: Mytilus trossulus (common blue mussel)
Lineage: Eukaryota; Metazoa; Mollusca; Bivalvia; Mytilida; Mytilidae
Product: doublesex- and mab-3-related transcription factor A2-like
Exons: 2
Coding region: 92-1141 (349 amino acids)
Biological process (GO): regulation of transcription by RNA polymerase II; sex differentiation
Cellular component (GO): nucleus
Molecular function (GO): protein binding; DNA-binding transcription factor activity, RNA polymerase II-specific; RNA polymerase II cis-regulatory region sequence-specific DNA binding
Source: RefSeq, a predicted model, not a curated record